UUCUUCUACCGGCUUCAGACCUGGUGGGCUCCUCUGCGUAGAAGCGCCCACCCCUCCUGAGCCCCGAGAAGGUUCUGAGUAGGGGAGGUCUCACCUGAGUCCUUGCAUCGGAGCUGAGAGAGCGGAGGACACCGGUGGAGAGUCAUAAUCCUUGUUCCCCGCCGCACCUCGAGCCUUUGCAGGAACGAGGCGCUCUCCCACCCCCCACGAUGGCCACUGCCUGGCCGAGCCCCGCUAGGACCACGAGCGGACGCUGGAGCGCCGCUCUCUAGCCGGGCUCAGCGCCUCUUUACCCCAGGCCGGCGAUGGGGAGCAGCGGGUCGGCUCUGAGGGUCUGUGCGGACCACCGCGGGGGCAUCAACUGGCUGAGCCUGAGCCCCGACGGGCAGCGCCUGCUGACCGGCAGCGAGGACGGCACAGCCCGCCUCUGGAGCACCGUGGACGGCCAGUGCUGCGCGCUCCUGCAAGCUGAAAGCCAGACGAGGUCCCUAGAGGUGAUAGGCCCAGAGCUGGCAGACACAGCUCCUCCCACCCUCUGUCUGUGGAUCCUAGUUGCCAAUGACCAGCUCUUCAGCAGUUCCUAUGACCGGACAGCUCGUGUGUGGACUGUGGACAAAGGGCAAGUGUCCCAAGAGUUCCGGGGCCACCGGAACUGUGUACUGACACUAGCCUACUCUGCUCCCAAGGACCUGCCCCAAGAUCCCUGCUUGGAGGCAGCCAUGGGUGGUGGGCUCCUAGUGACUGGCAGCUCAGAUGACACAGCCAAAGUGUGGCAGGUAGCCAGUGGCUGCUGCCACCAGACUCUUCGGGGCCACACAGGUGCAGUGCUGUGCCUGGUGCUGCAUGUGUCCAGCCACACAGCCUUCACAGGCAGCACUGAUGCCACCGUUCGCGCUUGGGACAUCCUGAGUGGGGAGCAGCUGCGGGUUUUCCGGGAGCACCAGGGCUCUGUCAUCUGUUUGGAGCUCACAGAUCGGCUCCUGUACUCGGGCAGUGCAGACAGAACUGUCAAGUGCUGGCUAGCUGAUACCGGGGAGAGGGUGCGCACCUUUCCAGCACAUAGACACAGCGUGAGUGCCCUCAAGUACCACGCAGGCACCUUGUUCACAGGCAGUGGGGAUGCCUGCGCCCGGGCCUUUGAUGCCCAGUCAGGAGUGCUGCAGAGGGUGUUCCGAGGCCACACCUUUGUCAUCAACUGUCUCCAGGUGCACGGCCAGGUACUCUACACAGCUUCUCAUGAUGGUGCUCUGCGCCUCUGGGAUGUACGUGGUCUCCAGUCGGUGCCACCUUUGCCCCGCAGGCCAGCAGCCAAGCGCAGCCUCUCACGCCUCUUUAGCAACAAGGUGGCCUGUGCAGCCCCAGUGCCCCUACAGCCAGCCUGAGUGGCUGGAGAGGAGACAGACCCGAGGCCUGUGUCAGGGCAUGCACCUGCCCUCAUGACCUUUCCCACUGUGGAGGAAGAAACAGCGCCUCUCAUCCAUGCUCUGAACCAAGGCCUUGCUACCUGGAUACUUCUAAUCAAGGCAGGGCAUCCAGCUCUGAUAGCUGAACCCCGUGCUGCCAGGCUCUCAGCUGAGACUUCUUACAAAAGCCACAGAGCUAGACUGUCAUACUGGCAAAUAAUGUGCCGUGGGGACCCUCCUGAAGAACUCAAAUACACAUUCCAAGUGCUCUCA
Molecule: messenger RNA, 1676 nt
Organism: Mus caroli (Ryukyu mouse)
Lineage: Eukaryota; Metazoa; Chordata; Mammalia; Rodentia; Muridae
Source: RefSeq, a predicted model, not a curated record